Messenger RNA from Fonsecaea nubica, 1008 nucleotides. RefSeq lists its product as hypothetical. The transcript has a single exon. The coding region runs from base 1 to 1008 and encodes 335 amino acids. The record is from RefSeq and is a predicted model, not a curated record. Gene Ontology annotation, molecular function: hydrolase activity. Lineage: Eukaryota; Fungi; Ascomycota; Eurotiomycetes; Chaetothyriales; Herpotrichiellaceae.
AUGGCGGGAAAAAUCCACACGAGGCUUCUUAUCCUGUCCGAUACACACGGCGAGGAUUUCGGCUCCGAGGAUCGGCCUCGACAGCGUGUGGAUGUGGCUCUGCACUGUGGUGACCUCACCGACGGCUCAAAACUAGAAGAAUUUCGGACCUCGAUCGAGAUGCUCAAGAAGAUUGAUGCUCCUCUCAAAUUAGUCAUCGCUGGAAACCAUGAUUUCACCAUGGACAUUACUGCCUUCGAAUCCAAACUUGCGGAGGCAUCGCAACCCCUGGAUCCUGAGAUUGUGGCUCGUGAAUACGGCACCCUAGGCCAAGCUAGACAACUAUUCGAGGACGCAAGGAGCGGGGGCAUCGUCUUUUUAGAUGAGGGAACCCACCGUUUCACACUUGAAAAUGGAGCGAUGCUAAAGGUUUAUGCCAGUCCGUACACUCCCGCCUUGGGUGCAUGGGGAUUUCAAUAUCACCCAAACAACGGGCGCCGGUUCGAUAUCGAAGAAGACACCGACGUCGUCAUGACGCACGGCCCUCCGAAAGGCAUCAUGGACAUGACUCACGGCAGCGAACGUGCGGGUUGUCCCGACCUCUUUACCGCCGUGGCCCAUGCCCGACCCCUCGUCCACUGUUUCGGCCACAUCCACGAGGGUUGGGGUGCAAAGGUGGUGACCUGGAAAGACAGCGGGUUUGACCAACCAUCCCAUUUCACCUCCAUCGACAACGAAAACUCGCCAGUUGUCGAGAAAUUGGCUACGCUCCGAGUAACCACAUUCGACUCAGACGAGACCAUCCAGGAAAAGCGUGCGAAGCUAGAACAGCUGAAAAACAAUAAAUGUGCCACAACAAGUCACUGCAGCCAAGAUGACUAUGAGCUGGAUGCAGGCAAGGAAACACUGUUCGUCAACGCCUCCAUUGUGGGACACGAGGGCUUUGUGCAGAGACCCUGGUUGGUCGAUUUGGAGCUUGCGAAGCACACGGCAUUGAAGAUGCGGCCAUUUGUCCAAAAUUUGUGUUGA